Candidozyma duobushaemuli is the source of this 966-nucleotide messenger RNA. Its product is annotated as polyubiquitin-binding protein. The record is from RefSeq and is a predicted model, not a curated record. Lineage: Eukaryota; Fungi; Ascomycota; Pichiomycetes; Serinales; Metschnikowiaceae. Bases 1 to 966 code for a protein of 321 amino acids. Gene Ontology annotation, cellular component: VCP-NPL4-UFD1 AAA ATPase complex. The transcript has a single exon. Gene Ontology annotation, molecular function: polyubiquitin modification-dependent protein binding.
AUGAUGCCUGAUAACGUCAGGAAGGAUGACGCCAACUUUGGAGGAAAGAUCUUCCUUCCUCCUUCAGCUUUGAACAAACUCACCAUGUUGCAUAUCAGAUACCCAAUGUUGUUUGAAUUGACGAAUGAGGGUCUGGACAAAAAGACACACAGUGGUGUUUUGGAGUUCGUUGCCGAAGAAGGAAGAGUGUACAUCCCCCAGUGGAUGAUGGAAACGCUUGAAUUACAGCCGGGAUCUUUGGUGAAGAUUGCAAAUCAUGAUUUACCCAACGGUCAAUUCACUAAGCUCGAGCCUCAGUCCGUUGACUUUCUCGAGAUCUCAGACCCCAAAGCGGUUUUGGAAAAUGCAUUGCGGAAGUUCUCUACAUUGACGAUAAAUGAUAUCAUUGAAAUCGAUUACAACGACACAAGAUAUGGAAUCAAGGUUUUGGAAGCAAGGCCUGAGUCUGAUUCUAAGGGUAUCUGUGUUGUUGAGACAGAUUUGGAAACCGAGUUCGCCCCACCGGUGGGAUACGUUGAGCCUGAGUAUACUCCUAAAUCUGUGAAGCCAUCUACGACACCAAUAGAUCCUUCCAGUGUCAAGAAGAGUGCAGGUGCUGGCACUAUGGCUCAAUCGAUAAACUUUGCCAACCUCGUAGCAAGUGGUGGCACAACAUCAUACAAAGGCAGUGGCCAGAAGCUCUCGGGUAAGGCAACUGGAGAUGAGGAUAAAAAACUCACCAUCGAUGACUUGGAUCCUGACAUUCCUCCUGCCCCCUUACAUUUACCGGAGAACCAGCUUUUCCUUGGAUGGCCAGUCACACUUCCCACCCCGGAGGAGUCGGAGUCGGAGCAGCCUGCGCCUAAAGCAUUUUCUGGCGAAGGCAAGUCAUUGAGACAAAGCAAGAAGAGAACAAACAAGGGCAAAGAUCACCCUCCCUUGAAGAACCACAAUCGCAGCCCUGACUACAUCGAGAUUGAUGAUUAA